Molecule: messenger RNA, 2299 nt
Organism: Microtus oregoni (creeping vole)
Lineage: Eukaryota; Metazoa; Chordata; Mammalia; Rodentia; Cricetidae
Product: peroxisome biogenesis factor 10-like
Exons: 6
Coding region: 63-1004 (313 amino acids)
Biological process (GO): protein import into peroxisome matrix
Cellular component (GO): peroxisomal membrane
Molecular function (GO): zinc ion binding
Source: RefSeq, a predicted model, not a curated record
CGAGCGUCACAGGCCCCGCCCGUGAGGCGCGCCGGCGCGGUGUGAGCUCACCGACUCGGGCCAUGGCGCUGGCAGGUGCACCCGAAGUGAUCCGAGCAGCGCAGAAGGACGAUUACUACCUGGGAGGCCUGCGGAGCGCGGCGGGGGGCGCGCUGCACAGCCUAGCGGGUGCAAAGAAAUGGCUGGAAUGGAGGAGAGAGAUUGAGCUACUCUCGGACAUAGCCUACUUUGGCCUCACCACAGUUGCAGGCUACCAGACGCUUGGAGAGGAGUAUGUUGGAAUCAUUCAGGUGGACCCCUCCCAGCAGCGUGUGCCCUCCAGGCUCCGCCGUGGAGUGCUGGUCGCAGUGCAUGCUGUCUUGCCCUACCUGCUGGACAAGGCUCUGCUGCCUCUGGAGCAGGAGCUGCAAGCCGAUGGUGAUAGUACGCGUCUGCCGUCUGGAGGACGCAGCCGAUCAGGGGCAAGGCGCUGGGUGCGUCAGCAUGCAGCCAGCCUGACUGAGCAGCAGAGGAGAACACUCCAGCGGGCAGUCUUUAUCCUCAGACAGGGCCUUGCCUGCCUCCACCGGUUCCAUGUUGCUUGGUUUUACAUCCAUGGUGCCUUCUACCACCUGGCCAAGAGGCUAGCAGGGAUCCGUUAUCUCCGUGCUCGCCGCCUGGCUGGAGAGGACCUGAGGGCUCGCACAAGCUACCGACUGCUGGGCCUCAUCUCCCUGUUGCAUCUGGCACUGUCCAUGGGGCUGCAGGUGUACAGCUUCAGGCAGAAGCAGAGAGCCAGGAAGGAGUGGAGGCUGCACCGCAACCUGUCCCACCGAGUUCCCUGGAAGACAGGGCUGUUUGCAGAACCCCACUAUGCACCCUAUGCUUGGAAGAGCGAAGACACUCCACAGCGACACCUUGUGGCCAUCUCUUCUGUUGGGAGUGCAUCACUGAAUGGUGCAACACUAAGACAGAGUGUCCCUUGUGCAGGGAAAAGUUCCCACCGCAGAAGCUGGUCUACCUGAGGCACUACCGCUGACCGGGACCAGAUCGUCACCAAACAGCUCUGAGAAGUGGAUGCAAGUUGACAGCUUAUCCUCAGAACUGUGUCUGCACAGAAAUAUAAAGUCCUCAUGCACUGUUCUUUGUCAUUUAAGCUACAUAGCUACCUGGGAAGAGAAAGGGUUGGGGGCAAACAGGCAAUACUCCAUAGGGGGUAGGAGAGUUUGUUGCCCCUUACUUAUUAUGGCUUCUUCUGACCCUCUGGAGUAGUGGGUUCCCCCUCCCUCCCUAGGUCACACAGCUGAGAGCUGCUUCGGAAGCUCAGGGUAUUUUAUUCAGGUCUGUGUGAGAGGCAGGGCUGAGGGUGAGGCUGGGGUGAAGCCCUGCACUGUGGGCUCCACACCCACCGAGGUCAGCACCCUCCUAACACUCCUGCCCCGUGCUUAUUAAUACUGUUGCCAACUCCUUAGGAAAACAGAGGUCUUCCUCGUAGCCUUCUGGGUAGGAAUGGGGGCUCCCUGGGUUGCAGAUUUUUUUUAAUUAUAUGAAGGUGCACACAUGUCAUGGUACAUGUAUGGAGAUCAGAGAACAACUUGCAGGAGCUGAUUUUUUUUUUUUAAUCAUAUAUUUCGGGAGUAAACUCAGGUUGGGCUGGGCAGUAGCAUCUUGUUGAAACCUUGCCGACCUGGCAGAGUUGGCUUAGUGAGUUUUCUCCUAUAAACCGAUUUCCAUGUGUCCUCAGAUACCAGUUCUCUGAGGAGUUAGGGGACAGCUGUGACUUGCUUUUCCAGUGUCACCUGUGUCCAGCCCCUCCUGACUUUUCCCUAGCUUGAUUCUUGCCUCCAUUUGACAUUUCCAAGCUUUUAACUUGAGUUCAUGUCAGACAGCCUGGCACAUCUUUGAGAAACUAAUUUCACAGAAAAGCCACACUAAGAACACAAGAUCUAACUGGGCAUGGUGGUGCACACCUUUAAUCCCAGCAUUCAGGAGUCAGAGGUAGGUGGAUCUCAGUGAGUUCAAGGCCAACCUGGUCUACAGAGCUAGUUCCAAGACAGCCAAGGCUACACAGAGAAACCCUGUCCUGAAAAAAACAAAAACCAAAACCCAGAAGAUCUAGAAAGACCUCAUAAAACAGUGUGAAGAUGUCCGGAUAGAAGCCCAGUUCCCAGUAGUGGUCUUUGAUGUCACAAGGCUCCUUGUGAAGGUCCCCUUACCAAGAGCAGGAGCCAUCCUUCUAGGGGACCCAGACAUACACAGGGUAACUUUAUUUGUUUACUUUUUUUUUUUUUUUUUUUUUUUUUGGUUUUUCGAGACAGGG